AUGGCUGCAUUCGUGAAGGCUGUCAAUGCUAAGAUCAGGGCGAACCCUGUCCUCAACUAUGUCUGCUCAACUCACUUCUGGGGCCCUGUAUCGAACUUCGGUAUUCCCCUAGCAGCCAUUAUGGACACACAAAAGAGUCCUGAGCUUAUCUCGGGCCAGAUGACUGCUGCUCUCUGCGUGUACUCCUGUACCUUCGCGCGGUAUGCUCUUGCCAUCACCCCCAAGAACUACCUUCUCUUCGCCUGCCACGUGGUCAACGGCGGCGCACAAUUCACACAAGGUUACCGAUACCUAAACUACAAUUAUUGGGGUGGCAAAGAGAAAUUGGCGGCGGCGAAGGCGGCACAGAAAGACACCGUAGCCCCUCCUAAACUGGAAGAGGUGAAGGCAUAG
Molecule: messenger RNA, 393 nt
Organism: Scedosporium apiospermum
Lineage: Eukaryota; Fungi; Ascomycota; Sordariomycetes; Microascales; Microascaceae
Exons: 3
Coding region: 1-393 (130 amino acids)
Biological process (GO): pyruvate import into mitochondria
Cellular component (GO): mitochondrial inner membrane
Source: RefSeq, a predicted model, not a curated record